UUCCGUCACCUAGCGUGGGUAGAACACCACGAUGCAGAAGACGGAGCUGCGAUGAGGAGAUUCUUUGCGCUGUUGAACGAGUGCGUGUCAGAGAACGUUCGAUUGAACGACAUGGUUUGGAACACUGCGAUAUCAUUCUCAGGGCGUUGGAUGAGAAGGGUCACGGGCGAUCGGGUCAAAGCUGCGGUGCAGACAUGGAUGCAGAUGGAAGGGGCUGGACAACAGGCAACGAAUGUGACCUUCAACAUUAUAUUCGACCUUGCAGUGCGUUCUGGGAGAUAUGCUCUUGCAGACACAAUUUUCGAAGAGCUCAAGGCCCGAAAGAUGCCGCUCAAUCGCUACUUCCGAACGUCAGUGAUCUUCUACGCUGGGAUGAAACGGGAUGGCGAUGGUGUUCGCAAAGCCUUCCGCGAGCUCGUCAAUGCCGGCGAGAUCGUGGACACAGCGGUGAUGAAUUGUGUGAUCGUCAGUCUGCUCCGUGCUGGGGAGGCUCCAGCCGCGGAGACCGUCUUUGCGAGGAUGAUACGUCUGCACGAGGAGAAGUGCGGGACCGCUCCACCCACUGAUUGGAGGGAGAUGAAAGAAUUGGGCGGGCUUCUCAAUGAGACGGGCGAGAAGCUUCGCCGAGAAGAGUCACGACAUGAAGCAUCGUUCUUUGGUGGCAAGUUCAGCAUGGGGAAGAAGCGGGAGGAACUACAAAAAGCCGCCCCAAUCGCGCCGAAUGCCAACACAUAUCGGAUCAUGAUCAAGUACCAUGCGCACACAUCGGGUGAUUUGCCAAGGAUACAUGCGUUGCUGGCCGAGAUGAAGGAAAAGGACUUCAACGUGCAUGGAAGCGUGUAUGUGCAUGUCUUGAGAGGCUUCGCGGCGCACGGCGGAUUCGCUUUCUCGGCCUGGAGCAGGAUGAGCUUGGAGAAUCUGUGG
Molecule: messenger RNA, 924 nt
Organism: Zymoseptoria tritici IPO323
Lineage: Eukaryota; Fungi; Ascomycota; Dothideomycetes; Mycosphaerellales; Mycosphaerellaceae
Exons: 1
Molecular function (GO): protein binding
Source: RefSeq, a predicted model, not a curated record